GGUCUCGGGGAAGAGACUUACGUACCACGGUACCAGAUGCACUUUUAAAUAUCCCACCUCUUCAGACCAUGGCGGCUGCACGUGAGGAGACAGAACAAGUCAUCUUCGAUGCCAUUGACAACCUCUUAGCCAACACCAAAGUCAACACACGCGAUAUCGGUAUAAUCAUCGUGAACUCGAGCAUGUUUAAUCCGACUGCUUCGCUCUCAGCGAUGGUAGUGAACAAGUACAAGCUUAGGAGCAACAUCAAAAGCUUCAACCUUGGCGGUAUGGGUUGCAGCGCUGGUGUCAUAGCCAUCGAUCUUGCUAAGGACUUGUUGCAAGUUCAUAAGAACACUUAUGCUCUUGUGGUGAGCACAGAGAAUCUUAGCCGCAGCAUGUACAUUGGUAAUAACAGAUCUAUGGUUGUCUCCAACUGCUUGUUCCGUGUUGGUGGAGCCGCGAUCUUGCUCUCUAACAAGUCAGGAGACCGAAGACGUUCCAAGUACAAGCUACUUCACACGGUCAGGACACAUACAGGAGCUGAUGACAAAUCUUUUAGAUGUGUGCAGCAAGAAGAUGAUGAGACGGGCAAAACCGGAGUCUCGCUUUCUAAAGAUUUAACGACUGUGGCUUCGAAAGCAAUUACCAAAAACAUUGCCACUUUGGGUCCAUUGGUUCUUCCAUUAAGCGAAAAGAUUCUCUUUCUAAUGACUUAUAUCCACAAGAAAUUCUUUGACAACAAGGUAAAGCAUUAUGUCCCUGACUUCAAGCAAGCCAUUGAUCAUUUCUGUAUCCACCCGGGUGGGAGAGCUGUGAUCGAUGAGCUACAGAAGGAGUUGGGGCUAUUGCCGAUAGAUGUGGAGCCGUCAAGAUCAACUUUGCAUAGGUUUGGUAACACUUCUUCGAGCUCUAUUUGGUAUGAGUUAGCUUAUACAGAGGCCAAAGGUAGAAUGAAGAAAGGGAACAAAGCUUGGCAGAUUGCUUUAGGUUCAGGGUUUAAGUGUAACAGUGCCGUGUGGGUGGCUCUACGCAAUGUCAAGCCCUCGGUUAAUAGUCCUUGGGAACAUUGUGUUGCCAAGUACCCGGUUAAGCUUGAUUUUUAACUCUUUCACGAGUUAAUAUGGCUGAUCUCCAAUAUGCAUGCUGUUCGUUUCAAAUUCAUAUAUCAAUCCUCUAUUUGUUUGUAUAUCUUUAUAAUUUGAUUGUGUGAUUAUGUGCUCUGCUUCCGUUAUUAAUAAAAGACCUCAUUUGUG
Arabidopsis arenosa is the source of this 1235-nucleotide messenger RNA. NCBI's taxonomy places the organism in Eukaryota, Viridiplantae, Streptophyta, Magnoliopsida, Brassicales, Brassicaceae. The record is from the annotation of a GenBank genome assembly.